Hypomesus transpacificus is the source of this 796-nucleotide messenger RNA. It is a transcript of the gene lamtor4, whose product is annotated as late endosomal/lysosomal adaptor, MAPK and MTOR activator 4. NCBI's taxonomy places the organism in Eukaryota, Metazoa, Chordata, Actinopteri, Osmeriformes, Osmeridae. Gene Ontology annotation, molecular function: guanyl-nucleotide exchange factor activity. The record is from RefSeq and is a predicted model, not a curated record. Gene Ontology annotation, biological process: cellular response to amino acid stimulus; positive regulation of TOR signaling. Bases 1 to 408 code for a protein of 135 amino acids. Gene Ontology annotation, cellular component: lysosome; Ragulator complex. The transcript is spliced from 4 exons.
AUGAAAUAUCGUACACCUCCAAGUCCACCAGCCCAACUCGCAGAAGGACGUCACGGGAUAGACUUGUCACAUGAGCAGGAAAGCAGAUGGUCUUCCUCCUUCAACAACACAACUGAAAUGACUACAGCUCUGACGCAGGGGUUGGAGAGGAUUCCUGAUCAAUUGGGCUAUUUGGUCAUCAGUGAAGAUGGCGUGCUUGCGUCGGCAGGAGAGAUGGAGAAUGAUGAGCACACAGCUGGGAUCAUAAUGCAGUUGGUGCGGACUGGAUGUCGGAUUAGCUCUGCUGAGCCUCCCUUCAAGCGCAUGUCAGUCAUGUGUGAAGAGUUUGCCUACGCAGUAACUGUCUCAGGCCAGAAGGUCUUUGUUGUGAAACGUCAGAACAAUCAACGAGAACCUGUGAUUGUGUAAGAUCCGCAAUACAAGACGAAGACGACCACUCCUCUACAGAUGUACAUCACUGGACAUUUGAUUGACAGCAAAUGUGUAGGAGGAUAAAGUAAAAAUGCAACAAAGUAAUGCCUGUGUGGUGGACUCAAGUAUAGAGUCCCCAUCCAUCCAGGUUAUAGAUUCAGGACAGGCCUUGUUUAGAUAAGUCCAGCAAGUCUAUAAAACGAUGCUUGUUGAAAAUCGUCUUUUUAACCUUGUCUGUAAUUACCAUCCGGAAUCUUGUACCAGCUAUGUGCACUGUUGCAAGUAUUUAAGUUGUACAUCUAUUUUUAUUGCUUUGUUGUCCAUUUUUGAAAGAUGAUAUUUAAAUAGCUAGAAGAUUGAAUAAAGUUUUACUUAUGAACAGUUA